AUGGCAUCCAGUAUUCUCCCAGAAAUGACGUUGCCAUCAUUAAAAGUGAAAAUAAAUGGAAGGCUUCGAACAGCAUUAAUUGAUUCUGGAUGCUCCAUUACUGUGGUUCAUGCUGAGUCCGCGCAUGGGCUUGUGUUAAAAAGUCAAAAACUUAUCACAACUUUGGGAGGAACUGUGCAAGUGCUGGGUGAAAUGGUAAUCAAUCUGGAAAUGGAUGGAAUACACCGGAUGGUUAAUUCUCUGGUUGUAAAAGAAAAACCAUUUGGGUUUGAUUUGAUUUUUGGAAUGAAUGCAAUUAAAAAAUUUGGAGGAGUUAUCAUUUAUGGUAAUAAAAACUGUAACGUCCGAAUGUUAGCAUGUGACAAAGCGAAAUGUGGUGACUCUGGUAUUUUUGUACCAUAUAACGAACUAAUAUUGAGACCACCAAAAGUAUUGAUACCGCUUAUGUGCGUAGUGCAAGAAAACAAGGACAAAAAGGUACGUCCAGUGGGAGAUUUCCGAGCUCUCAACGAAUUUGUAAAUUGUCAUACGGCAAAUGCGGACGUUUGUCAAGAAAAACUGCGUUGCUUGAGAAAAAUAAAAAAUGCAAAAAUUCUCGAUCUUAAAAAAGCCUACCUCCAAAUUCAUAUUGAUAAAAAACUUUGGCCAUAUCAAACGGUGAUUAUAAAUCGGCAACGGUAUUGUUUUACCAGGAUGUGUUUUGGCAUCAAUGUGACUCCAACAAUAAUGACCACAAUUUUUCGGCAUGUGCUCAAUUUAAAUCCAACCGUAAAGAAAGCAUGUGAUAACUACAUUGAUGAUAUUUUUGUGGAUGAAAACGUGGAAACUGCAAAAAAUGUAGCGAAGCAUCUGCUUAAAUUCGGAUUACAAUGUAAACCUCCACAAGAUCUUGAACAAGGACGUGUCUUAGGAUUGAGAGUCGAAAGAAAUAAAAAUGGGGAACUGAUAUGGAAACGAGACAAUGUGGUACAAUUCGAAUCUUUAAAUGCAGUCACACGAUCACAGCUUUUCAGCCAGUUAGGCAAACUUAUUGGACAUUACCCAGUGGCAGGAAGUUUGCGUUUACAAGCUUCAUACAUCAAACGUUUAGCUGGAAAUAUACCUUGGUGUGAUUUUAUUUCUGAAGAUUGUAAAGAAAAACUGAAAGAGUUGCUUUACCGUGUGGAAAAAGAGGAUCCGGUUGGUGGAAAAUGGCUGGUACCAGUUAAUGGAAAAGCUGAGCUUUAUUGUGAUGCAUCAUCUAUAGGACUUGGGGUAGUUCUGCUUAUUGGUGGAGUAGUUGUUGAAGACGCAGCAUGGCUACGGCCAGCGAGUGACACACACCAUAUCAAUAUAAGUGAACUGGAUUCUAUACUUCGAGGACUAAACUUAGCUAGUAAGUGGGGCAUAAAAGAGUUAACAGUAUACAGUGAUAGCAAGAGCACCGUAGAAUGGUUAAACGCAGUUUUGAAGGAAGAAUAUCGCGUAAAAACUCGGGGAAUUUCUCAAUUGUUAGUACAAAGACGAUUGAAUACUAUUAAGGAAGUGGCAAAAGAUAUUCAGAUCGCAGUACAAUGGAUUCCAUCUGAGAUAAAUUUGGCUGAUCGACUCUCACGAAUCCCUCAAAAAUGGUGCAGAACAGUGUGUGCAGCUGGAUUACUUGAACAAAAAGACAUGGAAAAUUCAUUCAAUUGGUCAUUUUGGUGUUGCUCGAACAUUACAACUUUGCUUGCGAAAUAA
Hydra vulgaris (swiftwater hydra) is the source of this 1719-nucleotide messenger RNA. RefSeq lists its product as uncharacterized. Gene Ontology annotation, molecular function: nucleic acid binding; RNA-DNA hybrid ribonuclease activity. The record is from RefSeq and is a predicted model, not a curated record. Lineage: Eukaryota; Metazoa; Cnidaria; Hydrozoa; Anthoathecata; Hydridae.